UCGUAGGUUGGACUCUAUGGAAAACUUGUUCUCGAAGUCGAUCGUCGAGUACGAUUGAUGGCGAACCAAGUCCAUACACUCAUCACAACCAACGUCAAAAAGAAGUUAGCACCACACUUGAAGGAUGUGAUGGGCCCUUGGCUUUUAUCAAUGCACGAUCAAGCGAAAGAUAUCGUCAGGGUAGCAAGGAAUUCUUUUGAGUCCGUGUUUGCUGCGGAUAAGAGGGCAGGCGUGAUUUCAUUUUGUCAAAAGGAAAUCUUGGAUUAUCUGACAGAUAUGUUGUUAUAUAAGACCGUGGAUACUCUGAGUGAUGCACGAUAUGUGACAAAGGAAGAUAUGCUUGCCAAGUACGCUCGUGUAGUAUCGUCAAGCUUUCAGAUCUUAUCUUACUUGAUUACUGAGCUGCCAGUUGAGGAAAGAAUCAAGUGCGAAGAUGAGUACAAGAUUGUUAUGGAUGACACAACUUUAUGGAGGAAGUUUGUCACUCACAAUAAUCCACUCAUUCGUAAAUCAUUUUAUAACUUUGUAAAGACGUUGUUAUUAAGCUGGAAAGAUGUUAUAGAAAGCAGACUAGAGUUGGUUUGCCCCAACUUCUUUGCAGGUGUUUUUGUCGAAAAGGACCCUUUUACUCAUUCUGACAUGUGGGAUGCCUUAUUACUUAUGACUAAAAAUUUCCCUCGAUCAUGGGUUAUUAUUGAUAAAAAGAAGCCCGCAUUACCAAAGCUAUACAAGUUCCUUGGAUCUGGCCUAAAUGGUUCUGUAAACAUUGCUUAUCCUAGCAUUAUUGCAUUAUUAGCCAAUCUACCAGAGGAGGUAAGUUGAUCACACGUAACUAAAAACGAUCAUUCAUCGCUGUGAAUGCAGAUCAAACAAAAUGCUACCUUUUAUACAGACACAUUUGAUCAUUUAUGGAAAGGACUAUCAAGCGAGUACAUUGAUAAAUCAAACUUUCGUGUGUUCCUUGAUGCUUAUACAGAGUGUAUUGUAUAUUUUGCCAUCACAUUAAGUAAAAUGAGUGACGAACAAUCUGUAAAGACAGCUGCCAUUUUGAUCGAAGAUAAAUUCUGGAACGUCAUCAAGUUUUUCUUUUUACAGUCAAGGAAUAAGGUGUUGAAUGAAAAGAUUGAUCCUAGCACGUAUGACGUUAUUGCGAAUCGAUUUAUUGUUCUCGCCUCUGCUGAAAGUACAAAAGGUAAGAGAUUCAAAGGGAGACAUAUAGAAAAAGAAUGAUCAACUAUA
Rhizopus microsporus ATCC 52813 is the source of this 1239-nucleotide messenger RNA. RefSeq lists its product as uncharacterized. Gene Ontology annotation, molecular function: ubiquitin protein ligase activity; ribosomal large subunit binding. The transcript is spliced from 5 exons. Lineage: Eukaryota; Fungi; Mucoromycota; Mucoromycetes; Mucorales; Rhizopodaceae. Gene Ontology annotation, cellular component: cytosol; RQC complex. The record is from RefSeq and is a predicted model, not a curated record. The coding region runs from base 58 to 822 and encodes 254 amino acids. Gene Ontology annotation, biological process: ribosome-associated ubiquitin-dependent protein catabolic process; rescue of stalled cytosolic ribosome.